AUCUCGAAGAAAAGAAAGAAGCAAUUUGCACGAAGCCAACCUCUCAAUCAUUGUGGUCACCCAAAAUGUCGUCGAUGUUGGACCAUUUCCUAUUCGCCGUGCCUCCAGAGAAAUUCCAGGAGGUCGUCGCGUGGUAUCUCGCCGCCUUGGCUCCUCUGAAGUACGAGAAGCUCGCGGAUUAUGGCGUUGUCGUUGGCCUAGGCGUCAACGGAAAGGCCGAUCUUUGGAUCCACUCUGUUUCCGAAGACUCUCCAAAGACGGGCUACUUCCACUUGGGUUUCAAAGCGACAGAUUAUGAGACCGUCCACGCCUUUUACGAAGCUGCGGUGAAGGCAGGAGGCAAACCGAACGGCGAGCCUGGUCCCCGACCUCAGUAUGGGCCCAAUUAUUACGGCGCGUUCGUGCUGGAUCCGGUUGGAAACAACAUUGAAGCGGUCGACAAGACGGUACAUUAAUGAGUCUGCAGGUCAACAACCGUGAUGGUUCGGCAUAGGCUGUGAAAUAUAGCACUUUCCUACCCACAAAGCCAUUGAUUAGAAUUCAUGGGUUGCUUAUCGAUUUCUUAUCCGAUUCCACCUCGCUUCGACUGUCCAAAUUUAGAGAGCUCUAAAAUGCAC
This is a messenger RNA of Neohortaea acidophila, 617 nucleotides long. Its product is annotated as glyoxalase family protein. Bases 66 to 455 code for a protein of 129 amino acids. The record is from RefSeq and is a predicted model, not a curated record. The transcript has 5 exons. NCBI's taxonomy places the organism in Eukaryota, Fungi, Ascomycota, Dothideomycetes, Mycosphaerellales, Teratosphaeriaceae.